AUGUCGUCACGAAGCCUGAGUUUCCAAAUGGAGCCUGGUGGGUCUACCACCAUCAUCACUUCCAAUGGGACGAGCGAAUUCAUGCCUCUCUUUCCUCACGAAAGCUCACUUGAGCUUGGAGGAUGGAAGCUGCAAGACUAUGGAGAGCGGUGGCACUACGUUUUUGUGUUCCCUGCGGAGACGGAAGAUGCGAAGAAUGCCGAUUACUGGACUUCGGAGAUGCCAGAUGCUUCCGGAGCCUGGGACAGGAUCUUCACUCAGCAGUACAACACUGCUCAGAUGGACUUCCUCAAACCGAUGACGAGGAGAGAAUUUCACAAUGUCGUUCGAGAGCAGCUAGUUGAACUCCUGUCUGGCCCGAUCUGUGCCUUCAGAUCCCACGAGUUUAGGAGCAUUGAUGGAGAUGAGCAAUUCUUGCUCAUUGCGUUGGAUAAUCCUGAGGUCAUAAAGGAGGUUGCCAAAGAGGAAGAGUUUCCUGCGAUGCUCCUUACAUCAGCCUACAAGAAGUACAACUGUCCCACUGACUUGGCAGAAGGUGGCGGCAUGUUCCGCGCGAAGAAAUAUGGCGAGCACAUUGACGGGACUAUGCACACCAACCACUAUCCGGGCUACGUCCGCUUUUCUGAGCACAAUCAGAAUCUCCUAGCCCAAUGGAACCAGGAGGAGCUCAUUAGAUUGGUGCGAAGGCGCAUGAAAAAGUUCGUGCGGCUUCAAUCGCUGAUCUCAGAAGGCGUAGCGAAGCAAAUCUUCUGCGCUCAUCACUGGCAAGAUCUCUCCACAUUUCGGAACAAACUAGGCUGGAAUGAUCCUUACUAUGUGCUGCAGUGGCCCACGGAAGAACUCCCUGAUUGCAUUCAGGUUUACUUUGGACCUGACAUCGCCUUCUUUUUUCACUGGUUCAAUGCGUACACGCGUUGGUUGCUGCUUCCUGCAGCUCUUUGCAUACCCAUUUGGUUGGAAGAGCAAGUUUCCGUGAGGAACGGGACUGAAGAAGAGAAGUGGUGGUUGUAUGUAUGUUUCUCCAUAUUGUUGGGUCUUUGGUCUACUGCAUUUCUGUCCAGGUACAAGCACAACAAAAACCUGAAGGUCCUGAAAUGGGGUAUGCAGAACUAUGAAGAAGCUGUUGCCGAAGUCCGCAGGAAUUUCAAGGACAAGUACAGAGACACCUGGGCGGAAUGGCUCCAAAACGCUUUCCACUGGAUGCUUUGUGCGCUCUUCAUGCUGGAGACUGUUCUUGUGACUUUCUUUGUGAGCACCUGGCGGAGAAAAGCACUUGAAGAACCACUCGGCACAUUCUUUGGCAUCGAGAACACAAAGGCACGCCUCUAUGGCAAGACUGCUGUCACGGUCAACAUCAAGAUAAUCGACUAUCUUUGGACAGCGCUCUCCACCAGGCUCUCCAACAUGGAGAACUGGAGGACACGCGGAGAACUCUUGAACAAGAUGUCUGAAAAACUGUUUGCGGUAAAGUUUGUGGUGUUUUACUAUCCGUUCCUGUACACAAUCUUGAUCAAACCCUACGUGAGCGAUGACAGCAUUCAAGUUUGCUUCGAGGCGCUUAGCGGUGACUUGAAACUGUUCUUCUUCACACAGAUCUUUGUGGAGGUGCUGGUUUUGUUUGUCUACGUUGGUCGAGCUUGGCUCAAGGUCUUCUUGGAGAUCCGCAAGACCAAGAGUAAAAGCUCCAACAAGCAGUACACCUACCUUGAAUAUCAGGCAAAGUGUGCUGAAUAUUCAGACAUCGAUUUCAUUUGUGAUGUGGAGCUUCAAGUCAUGAACUAUGGAUUCCUUGUAUUGUUUGGAGUUUGCUUGCCCUAUGUGUGCUUCAUAUGUUUCUUUGUGAAUUUCCCGUUCAAGCGAAUGCUUGCGUAUAAGCUUUCGUACAUCUAUCAAAGACCAAGCCCGUUUGGUGCAGAGGGGAUUGGAGCUGGGGAGGAGAUGAUCACGGUUCUGUCUUGGCUGGGUGUUGUCUUCAACGCCUAUUUGGUCAUUUUUGUUUCGCCUCUGUGUGAACACAUGAGCUUUGGAACAAAAAUGUGUUACUUCGUUGCUGCCGAGCAUUGCUUGCUCGUUUUGAAAGUGGUCAUUGAUGCUGCGCUGGGCCCAAAGAGCAUGGCACAGCGCCGCAUCGAAGAGCACCAGGACAGGGUCAUUGAGCGGAUUCUGCAAGAGAACAGCAAGACGGAGAAAACUGGCCACUUGAAGGUAAGAACGCUCUCCCAGCGGUCACUGCAGUCCACAAACAUAGGAGACGCCACGAUGAUGACAUGUCCUAGUUUCAGGGGCUUUAGUUGUGGUUCGUUCUGAGGUGGCCUAAAUGUGGCCUGCCCUAAACCACAGCAUUUAGCUCUACGACAUCAUUUUUUUUUCAGAAAAUGGGGACAAGUCCCAGAAGAGUUCAAACAAUUUCAAUUUCGCACUUGUGCAAUUGAUGGAAUGUUUCACAGAAGCAGAGCAAAUGCUUUGUUCUCUCUUGUUCUCUCCGGAGUUUUUUUGCGAGUUGGAUUACUUUUGCGCAGUUCACUGCUAAAA
Messenger RNA from Cladocopium goreaui, 2532 nucleotides. The record is from the annotation of a GenBank genome assembly. Lineage: Eukaryota; Dinophyceae; Suessiales; Symbiodiniaceae.